Messenger RNA from Metarhizium brunneum ARSEF 3297, 429 nucleotides. Its product is annotated as Conidial pigment biosynthesis dehydratase EthD. NCBI's taxonomy places the organism in Eukaryota, Fungi, Ascomycota, Sordariomycetes, Hypocreales, Clavicipitaceae. The record is from RefSeq and is a predicted model, not a curated record. Gene Ontology annotation, molecular function: oxidoreductase activity.
AUGGCCAUCUCCGACUCGCUUUCCCCCGAACCGCAGCAGCUGCUAUGUCUCACCAUUACUGCGUAUCGCAAACCCGGGAUGAGCGAGGCGGCCUACCGAGAGUACAUGACCAAGACCCACGCUCCCUUGGUCAGCGGCCUCAUGGAAGAGUAUGGCAUUGUUCGGUACAACAUGACCCACAACAACAGUAAAAGUCGGCCAUUGCUGUUCCAGCUGUACGACCCCGAGUUCUCCAAGCUGUCCGACUAUGAUUGCAUUGUUCAAUUCGUGUUCCGUCGCAUGGAGGAUUUUCUGCGGAUGAAAAGUGACCCGCGCUUCUUGGAGAAGGUGGCCCCUGAUCACCAAAAGUUUGCCGACACUGCGAGAUCCACCAUGACCAUUGGCUAUUUUGAAGAAUUUCUGGAGAAUGGCAAGGUUGUACCUAAAUAA